Messenger RNA from Myotis daubentonii (Daubenton's bat), 781 nucleotides. It is a transcript of the gene C15H19orf81, whose product is annotated as chromosome 15 C19orf81 homolog. Lineage: Eukaryota; Metazoa; Chordata; Mammalia; Chiroptera; Vespertilionidae. The record is from RefSeq and is a predicted model, not a curated record.
CGGAGCUCUUCUUCCCACCCCCCUGAGACACCCCCCACCCGCCUUCCCAGGAUGCAGCAGGAGGUGGAGCCCCUGAGCUCCUCCACCCUGGGCACCCCCAGCCUGCACAGGGAAGCAGGAGCCCUCCUUGCGGACCUCGAGACCUCAGAAGAGACCCAGGCUUGGAGCCUGUGCAGGCCCAACAAGUCCUCGAGGCAGUACCUGCGCCAGGUGGUAGCAGAGUAUGAAACGCUGGACCGAGAGCUCCCGUGCAUCCGGAAGUUCCUCACGCCACCCGCUGCCCAGCCCCUCUGCCUGUGCCUGGAGAUUUUGCCUGAGCAGGACCUUACCCACCUAGAGGUGCUGGAGGCGCUGGAGGCCGAACUACCCGGGGCCAUGGAGAGCGGUAGCGUGAGCAGCAUCCGCUUUGAGAACAUGAACGUCAUCUGUGGGACCGCGGGGCGCAGGAACCGGUGGCUCAUCACCGUCUCGGACUUCCAGACCCGCUCGCGCCUGCUGCGCACGGGGCUCCGCCUCCGCGGGUCGGCGCACCCGUUCCAGCGCCACGACGAACUGCUGCUGAGCGAUUACCGCCUGCACCUCCGCCGCUCCCUGGUCCGACGGCGCAUGCUCGAGGCUCUGGGGGUGGAGCCGACCGAGGAAGACUGACAAGUGUGGGGGGGCGGGGCGGACUCUGGCUGCGCUUGCGCACCGCCUGGCCGGUUCAGGCUAUUCACCCGGAACCCCCUCCCCUCCCCGGAAAGGGGGCGUGGCCUCCCCAGGAAGGAGGCGGGGCCGGCUC